CACUCACAAUUAGUUCUAUUAUGGAGAGCCUGCCAAGGAUUACGAUCAUGUCGGCCUUUACGAAAAAGAGCGAGUCGGUAAAUAGCCGAUCGCCGCCACAGCAUCCUCCAUUCAGCAAUCCAGCGGGCGGUGACGCCACAGCAGGGCGGGACAAGAAUUCCAACUACGGGCUACUUCGCACUCGACGUGGAGAAGACAGCACUGCGAGCUGGACGAAGUCUGGAAUUUCAGGCGAACCGAGAGCCGACCUUUUGCUGACUGACCAUCCUCAGGUCAAUCACACAAACAUGUCUGGAAAGAUAUCAAAAGACGAACUGGAGGAAAUACGGGAAAUGUUCGGGAAGAUUGAUUUGGACCAUGACGGCUACAUCAAUGAUUAUGAGCUCCAUGAACUUCUCCGAGAGACUGGACAUCCGCAGCCAGGUUAUAAGGUCCGGGAAAUCAUCCAGCAACUCGAUCGCAAUAACGACAACAAGAUCAGCUUCAAUGAGUACAUUGCGAUUGUGAACGAGCUGAAGGGCAGUCAAAUCGCAAAAACCUUCCGUAAAGCCAUCAACCGAAAAGAAGGCAUCCUUGCCAUCGGAGGCACGUCGGAGCUGUCAAGUGAAGGAACACAACACUCCUUCUCUGAGGAGGAACGAUUUGCUUUUGCCAAAUGGAUCAACAGUGCUCUGGAAAAUGACCCUGACUGUCAGCAUGUCCUGCCCAUGGAUCUCAACACCGACUCUCUGUUCACAUCCGUAGCCGACGGUAUCCUCCUCUGCAAAAUGAUCAACCAAUCAGUGCCGGACACCAUUGACGAGAGGACCAUCAACAAGAAGAAGCUCACACCUUUCACUAUACAGGAGAAUCUUAACUUGGCGCUGAACUCCGCCUCAGCUAUCGGCUGCCACGUUGUCAACAUCGGCGCGUUAGACUUGAAGGCGGGGAAACCCCACCUGGUGCUGGGCCUGCUCUGGCAGAUCAUCAAGAUCGGCUUGUUUGCCGACAUCGAGCUGAGCAGAAAUGAAGCUUUGGCAGCGCUGCUGAGGGAGGGCGAGACACUGGAGGACCUGAUGAAGUUGUCUCCCGAAGAACUCUUGCUCCGCUGGGCUAACUUCCAUCUGGAGAACGCUGGCCAGCCGAAGAUCAAAAACUUCAGUUCUGACAUCAAGGACUCCAGGGCCUACUUCCACCUCCUCAACCAGAUUGCUCCAAAGGGGGACAAAGAAGGCCAGCAGGCCAUAGACAUCAACAUGUCGGGCUUCAGCGAGAGAGAUGACAUGAGGAGGGCAGAAGCUAUGCUGACGCAGGCCGACCGGCUCGGCUGUCGACAGUUCGUCACGGCGGCUGACGUAGUCAGCGGCAACCCCAAACUCAAUCUGGCCUUUGUGGCUAAUCUGUUUAACAAAUACCCUGCUCUGACCAAACCCGAGAACCAGGACAUCGACUGGAACCUUCUGGAAGGUGAAACACGAGAGGAGCGGACAUUCCGAAACUGGAUGAACUCCCUGGGCGUGAACCCAACUGUCAAUCAUCUUUACGUAGACCUGCAAGAUGCCAUUAUUAUCCUGCAGCUCUACGAGAAGAUUAAAGUCGAUGUUGAUUGGAACAACAAAGUCAACAGGCCUCCAUACCCCAAGCUGGGAACCAACAUGAAGAAGUUGGAGAACUGUAACUACGCCGUGGAACUUGGCAAAUUCGCCAAGUUCUCCCUGGUGGGCAUCGGCGGGCAGGACUUGAACGACGGCAACGCCACGCUGACCCUGGCGGUGGUGUGGCAGCUGAUGAGAAGGUACACUCUGAACGUACUGGAGGACCUGGGUCAUGGAGAGAAGGUCAAUGAUGAGAUCAUUGUGAAAUGGGUCAACAAAACAUUAGCGGAAGCCGGAAAGAGGAGCAAGAUUUCAAGCUUUAAGGACAAGGAGAUCAGCAGCAGUUUGGCAGUACUGGAGCUGAUUGACGCCAUCCAGCCCAACAGCAUCAACUACGACCUGGUGAAAACGGGACACCUCUCUGAAGAUGACAAACAGGAGAAUGCCAAAUACGCCGUUUCCAUGGCGCGAAAGAUCGGAGCACGUGUCUACGCCCUCCCCGAGGACCUUGUGGAGGUCAAGCCCAAAAUGGUGAUGACUGUCUUUGCGUGCCUGAUGGGUCGGGGGAUGAAGCGAGUCUAGAGAAGAUCAUUGUGACACUUGUUACGCCCGCCUGAAGGACUAUUGUUUAGAAGGUUGAAAAAUCAUCCAAAUUGCAAGAUAUCGCUCCCUCUUUGAAAGACUGGAGGUGUUUAAUGAAGAAUGCCACGCUUGGUAAAUAUCAAAUGGACCAUGUUUUACUGACGACAACUCGCAGUAAGUACCCUUGAUAAAUGUGUUGUUUUGUCUUUUUUUUUUUUCUUUUCUUGUAUGCAUAUUCCAGCUGAAAGGUUUACUUAUUUACUUACUGCCGCUGAUUGUCCCACACAUUCCUCAGGACAGGAGGGUUAUCUGGAAGACACCCCGAAAUUCAUGCAUGCCUCAUUCACUUUUUUACAUAUCAGUAUACAGAAGCCAUACGGUCAAACUAUAGUGACGACCACUCUGUAUAUGCGGCCCGUAUUUUUUUUAUUUUUUUUUGUGGGACCAUUGUGUGAGGGAAUAUGCUGGUCAGAGCUGGGCUUCUGUUGUUAUUGUUUUGUUGUUUCUGAUGCAGAGCAGGUCGUCUGGGCUCUCCGCUGUGCCUUCUUGUCUGAAAGGCGAACCUUUGAGCUUUCGCACUUCUUUUGCAUUCAACUGUUACCAAAUAUAUACUGAAACCUUUACUACGAUGGCCGAAUUGUAUUUGGCCAUGUGGUCAUGUCGACUCCAAAGUGCUUUAUCUUGUGUAACAAUAAAUAUGACUUUGAAAACUGAA
This is a messenger RNA of Syngnathus typhle (broad-nosed pipefish), 2871 nucleotides long. It is a transcript of the gene pls3, whose product is annotated as plastin 3 (T isoform). Gene Ontology annotation, molecular function: actin filament binding; calcium ion binding. Lineage: Eukaryota; Metazoa; Chordata; Actinopteri; Syngnathiformes; Syngnathidae. Gene Ontology annotation, biological process: actin filament bundle assembly; actin filament network formation. The record is from RefSeq and is a predicted model, not a curated record. The coding region runs from base 21 to 2156 and encodes 711 amino acids. The transcript is spliced from 16 exons. Gene Ontology annotation, cellular component: cytoplasm; actin filament bundle; actin filament.